Molecule: messenger RNA, 3619 nt
Organism: Megalopta genalis
Lineage: Eukaryota; Metazoa; Arthropoda; Insecta; Hymenoptera; Halictidae
Source: RefSeq, a predicted model, not a curated record
UGCUCUGGUCUGGACGGGGUCCCGUGUCGAGACACGUCUCGUCGCGUGCCUGUUUCGGCUUCGGUCUCGCAGUUUCUCUCGAGCCGCGUUCACCGGACGUGAAGUUUCACCGCCGCGACCCGCCCGAACGGACGGACGAACGGACAGAAACGGGCAGGAGGAAAUUCGACGAGCGGUUGAUAUAACGGACGGCACGAUCGAUAGGUGUGUUAGAUGUUGUCUCGAGGUCGAAGCGUCACGAUCGUUCCGCGGUGGCACCGGUGGCGGCGUCUCGAUUGAAACGAGUCCCAUUUCGCGCGGGAUUUCCGUCGCGACUGGUUGCCUGCUGUUCGACUAGACGCACACGGUUACACAGUGCGCGUCUCUCUCUCUCUCUCUUUCUCUUUCUUUCUUUCUUUCUCUUCCUCUCUAUCUUCUCUCUCCCUUUCUCGCUCUUUCCCUCUAUCCCCGUUUCUAUCUGUCUGUGUUCACUGUUAACCAAAAAAUGCGAACAGUGUCCCAAGGACCUCCCUGUAUUCCGUGAGUCGCGUGGCACCGAUUCGCGCGAGCCGGCGCCGCGACGCGACGCGCCGCACCGUGAGAUCAUCGUCGAUCGUCGCGACUCGAUAGUCGCGUCGUCGUCGUCGCCGUCGCCGUCGCCGUCGUCGUCGCACAGACUGACGAACCGAAUAGCGGAGAAGGCCAGCGGAGGAGAAUAAAAAGAGGAGGAUCGUCGAUUACCGAUCGGAAGCGCGACGCGUGCACGCGUGCACCGUAUCCUCGUGCGGGGAUCGAGCCAGUGCGGAGACGGGCCCAGUCGGUUUUUGAAAGGAGCCGCCGUGACGGGAGAGGAUCGUGCGCGUAAACGAUCGAACGUUUUCAGCCAACGGUGUGUAAAUGACGAGGCCGGCGGGUAGGAGGUGCCGGACGGAUACGUGGUAGAAACGGUACGAGGCGGCGGCCGAUAUUCGGAGGAAAACGCAGUCGCUUCGGGUGUCGAGGAACCGACCGAAAGGAGGCAGAUGAGAUGUGAAGCACGAGGACUACGCGGCGCGGAGCUGCCCGGACCCAAGCCGGAAGUCGAGAAGCCAAAGCUGACGAAGGCGGCCGGAGGACAGGCGGCAGGACAGGCGGCAGGUCGGACGGCUACCUGGCGGGGGCCGCCUGAGAUGACGACCCUGCGACGGGGUAUCCUGGCACCCCGGUACAACAUCUACGUCCUGGUUUCACUGAUCGGACUAUUGCUGCAGACCCAGACCGCGACGGGCGGCAUGUGCUGGUCUUCCAUCAGCAAUGGUCGUUGCAAGGAGUUGCUGUCGCAAGGGGUGACAAAGGACAAUUGUUGCGCGUCGAACGCAGCGGCAGCGACCGCCUAUUCCGAGGAGGACCUCGACAGUGGAAGUCUUUUUUUUUGGCAAGUUCUCGGCGGAGGAGUGCAGUGCCGUCCUUGCAGAGAGAGCUGCGCGGAAGUGAGGUGCGAGGCUGGUAAAAAGUGCGUGGUGCGUAAGGGAAGGCCGCGGUGCGUCUGCAGCCCCGAGUGCAAGGCGCCGAGAGGCGGUGGUCCGGUUUGCGGAACGGACGGCAAGAGUUACAAAAAUCUCUGCAGGCUGAAGAAACGCGCUUGCAAGAAGGGCAGCCACGAGCUAGCGGUCGCCUAUAACGGCCACUGCCAAAGUUCGUGCGCACGGGUCCGAUGCGGCCAAGGCCGGAGCUGCCUGUUGGACCAGAACCUGAGCCCGCACUGCGUGAGGUGCGCCCGCAGGUGCCCACAGCCGCCCCCGCAACAGCGAGCCGCCGCACGCCCCGUUUGCGGGGCCGACGGAAACACCUACAAGAGUGCCUGCCACCUGCGACUCGCCGCCUGCCGCGCAGGUCGCGCCAUUCCCGUCGCCUAUAAGGGCCACUGCAAACAGAACGCAGACUGCACCACGAUUCGUUGCCGCGAGGGGCAGACGUGUCUGUCGGAAAUGAAGUCGGGCCGACCACGUUGCGUGACCUGCACCUAUCGCUGUCCCCGGAAGCGGGAGCGGGUCCGGAACCGGACACACCGUGAUCGAGAUCCGUCGGCGACCAUGUUGUGCGCCACCAACAAUAUCACCUAUCCCAGUUGGUGUCACAUCGUCAAGGACGCCUGCGCUACCGGCUUCGUCCUCGAGACGCGACACGCCGGCCCCUGCAACGCCUACGACACCUCUCCUUUUUACAUUGAAGAGGACAACACCUCGAGCAACUAUGGCGUCGAUCUGGCGGACGAGGACGCGAGAUUCGAGGACACAGAAUCGGAGUCCUUAUCGUACAACGGGCAGACGCAUCGCUCCCUGGCGUUGUCGUAUCGGACGUUAUUAGUUUUGCAAAUAACAUGGACUUUGAUACUGUAUGAAUUUUUGGGUUUGAUAUUCGCUAUUCAACGUGUUAAAUAUCGAGGGCAAGAGAACAAAAUUUUACUUAACAGUAUAGCAAGUGAAUUGAUAAGUAUUUAUGUGACAUGUGAAAACGUCGAAAUGUAUUUAAAAAUUUUUAUGACUUUGUGCCUUUUCAAUUUACACUAUGGCUGUGGGGCACUAGAAGAUUUCGUGAAGACCGGUCAUUCCAAUAAUUGGGCAGUAUUAGUGGACACCUCACGUUUCUGGUUUAAUUACCGUCAUGUUGCGAAUGUAUUAUCAAUAUAUCGAAGCGUAAAGCGACUGGGAAUACCAGACUCACAAAUCAUCCUAAUGAUAGCAGACGACAUGGCCUGUAAUCCAAGAAAUCCUAGACCAGCCACUGUCUUCAAUAACAUCAAGCAACAUAUUAAUGUUUAUGGAGACGAUGUAGAAGUAGACUACAGAGGAUACGAGGUCACUGUAGAAAAUUUUGUUAGAUUAUUAACUGGAAGAUUGGCACCAGAAACACCAAGGUCGAAGAAACUAUUAACAGACGAAGGCUCUAACAUUUUAAUCUAUCUCACGGGUCAUGGAGGAAAUGGAUUCUUAAAGUUCCAAGACUCUGAGGAGAUUACUAGUCAAGACCUUGGUGAUGCACUAGAACAAAUGUGGCAGAAGAGAAGAUAUCAUGAAAUAUUGUUUAUUGUUGAUACUUGCCAAGCAAGUUCAAUGUACGAGAAGUUCUAUUCUCCUAACAUUUUAGCUGUUGCUUCCAGUUUGGUGGGAGAAGACUCACUCUCUCAUCACUUGGAUCCAGCCAUUGGAGUUUACAUUAUAGAUAGAUAUACAUAUUACGCGUUAGAUUUCUUAGAGAAUGUAGAACCUUCGAGUACCAAGACUUUGGCAGAGUUUCUCAAAGUAUGUCCUAAGCAUUACUGCUUAUCAACCGUAGGUGUAAGGAAAGACUUGUUCAGAAGAGACCCUGAAAAAGUACCAGUCACAGAUUUCUUUGGCUCGUUAAGGCCUGUAGAGUUAACUACGUCUAUUAUGAACGUUUUACCUGUUAAAACGAAUACCACUGUUAGACCGGAAAAAAAGUAUUCUUAUGCUCCACAGUUUCCAGAUAUAUCACAGUUUACAUAGUACAUAGAGAAAUAAAUGCCAAAGUUAUAAAACAGUCUUAAUAUCUUAAUUCUAAGAAUGCUUAAAUAAAUUACUUUGUACGAUACAAAAUAUGUACAUUUCUUGUUAGUAAAACCGAAAUUUUUCCCCGAUAA